Messenger RNA from Dovyalis caffra, 561 nucleotides. NCBI's taxonomy places the organism in Eukaryota, Viridiplantae, Streptophyta, Magnoliopsida, Malpighiales, Salicaceae. The record is from the annotation of a GenBank genome assembly.
AUGAGGUUUAAAGAUGAACAUGCCAUUCUUUCUCCAUCUGCCCAAAUGGAAUCUCUUGGAGUUGCCCCAAAUAACACCUCCCUGCCUCUCAUUUUCAAGGCUUGCACGACGCUGAAUGCUGUUGAGAAAGGCAAGAAGAAACAUUCUAAGGUCAACCAAGUGUUUGAUAAAAUAACUCAUAGAGAUUUGAUUUCGUGUGAUGCAAUCUUGUCUGGAUUUGUGGGCUGUGGUUUUUAUGAGGAGACAAUUGGGUUGUUUAGAAAGAUGAAAAAUGAGGGUUUUGAACCAAAUUCACGUACUUUGGUUGCAUUGCUUCUGUUGUGUGAGGGGGUGUUGGAAUUGAGAUUUGGAAAGGAGAUACAUGGGUAUUGUUUGAGGAAUGGAUAUUUCACUACAACGUGGCCAUUUGCUUCUGUGAAUGGCCCAAACUUUAAUUUGGUUGGUUUUGAGAAAUUACUUGCCUCUCUGUCGGGUCCCGAGGCCAAUAUGAAAGGUUCCUUCAAGUUGUUGAAGGCAGACGUGUCCGCUCAGGCAUUUGUUAAGAUUGGAGGCUAUUCCUGA